UCCAAAUCACUCACCACAGCAUUAUUAUUAGCUUGACAAUGGACAGCCGAUUUUCGUUCAGUCUCCUGCCUUUCAUUGUUACUCUUACUUCCCUCUUGAUAAACUCAUCUUCCCAAGAUGAUUUGAAGACUUACAUAGUAUAUACGGGGUAUAUGAAAGAUGAAGUUUCGGCAUUGGUCCAUUACAAAAACAUGCUACACCAAGCUUCUGAUAGUCAAGAGCCAAAAGCUUUACUACAUCAUUACAAACCUAGCUUUGGAGGGUUUGUUGCAAAACUAACCAAGGCAGAAGCAGAAAGAAUGGAAGGAUUGGAUGGAGUUGUGGCUGUAUUUCCCAAUAAAAAGAGACAUCUCCUUACAACAAAAUCCUGGGAUUUUAUCGGUUUUCCAAUGAAUGUGAAGAGAGAAUCAUAUGAAUUCGAUGUUAUCAUUGGAAUAAUAGAUUCUGGAAUUUGGCCAGGAUCCGAGAGUUUUAAUGAUAAAGGCUUCGGACCACCUCCAAAGAAAUGGAAGGGUGUUUGUCAAAUCUAUAACUUCACUUGCAACAAUAAGUUAAUUGGGGCUAGAUAUUAUGAUGUUCUGAAUGAUAAUGCAAUGCUCUCUCCCAUUGACGUUUACGGUCAUGGAACGCAUGUAGCAUCUACCGCAGCUGGAAAUCCUAUCGAACAUGCAAGUGUGUUUGGCUUAGGAGAAGGAACAUCUAGAGGUGCGGUUCCAUCAGCCCGAAUUGCUAUAUAUAAGGUAUGUGGAAUUUCAACGUGCUACUCAAAGAGUAUUCUUGAAGCAUUCGAUGAUGCGGUAGCAGAUGGAGUUGACAUAAUAUCAGUGUCCAUUGGUGGAGAAACAGAAAAUCAAUUUAAGAUUUUUAAUGAUGAAUUGUCGCUUGGAUCCUUUCAUGCAAUGACACAUGGAAUUUUAACUGUAUUUGCUGGAGGAAACGAUGGCCCAAAACCUGCUUCAUUAUCGAAUUUUUCACCAUGGUCUAUUAUUGUGGGAGCUGGAACUUUAAAUAGGAAAUUUGUAACCAAGGUGAAAUUAGGAAACAACAAGGUUUAUGAGGGAAUCUCCGUGAAUACAUUUGACCUCUUGGGAAAAAUGUAUCCUAUUGUCUACAGUGGAGAUGUUCCAAAUAAAGAAGCUCACUUAAAUGGCGAUGAAUCCAGGUUUUGUACUAGCAAUUCCCUUGAUGCUAAGUUGGCGAAAAGAAAAAUUGUCCUAUGCGAAGGCGGCAGCAAAGGAGCCUUAGAGGCAUUAAGAGUUGGUGUUAUUGGUGUUUUGACGCAAGGGGAAAGUUUUAGAGAUGUUGCUGACUCUUACCCUUUAGCUGCAAGUUACCUUCAUUCAAAAGAUGCCUCUAGGAUACACAAGUACAUAAAUUCUGUGAGAACUCCUAUAGCAACAAUAUUUAAAUCGGAUGAAUUAGAAAAUACUUUAGCACCUGUUGUUGCAUCCUUUUCAUCGAGAGGUCCAAAUCUAGUUACCCCUGAUAUUCUUAAGCCGGACCUAAUUGCUCCCGGUGUAUAUAUCAUGGCUAGUUGGUCUCCAAUUUCUCUCGAAGGAAGAAAUUCUGGAUUUAACAUUGUGUCCGGAACAUCAAUGGCAUGUCCACAUAUAUCCGGUGCAGCAGGAUACAUCAAAUCCUUCCAUCCUACUUGGUCACCUGCUGCUAUCCGAUCAGCACUGAUGACAACAGCCAAACAAUUGAGUGCGAUAAAUAAUCAAGAUGCUGAAUUUGCUUACGGAGCAGGUCAAAUUGAUCCACUGAAAGCUUUAAAUCCCGGCUUAAUAUAUGAUGCUGGAAAAAUGGACUACAUAAGAUUCAUAUGUCAACUAGGCUACAAUAAGUCCGUUAUAAAACAACUCACUGAAAAUUCAAGGAGUUGUUCCAAUAUAUCAUAUAUAUCUGCCCGGGAUUUAAAUUAUCCAUCGUUUGCUUUAAAAGCAUCAAAUCCGCACAACAUCAGAGGGACCUUCGAACGAACGGUAACAAAUAUUGGAUCACCAACAUCCACAUAUAGAGCAUUUCUUUCGGUUCCUAAUGGACUAAUCAUCUCGGUAAAGCCCGAUGUUUUGUCUUUCACUUCAAUAGGAGAAAGGCAAACAUACAUUUUUACAAUAGAUGGGUCGAUUAAAGAACCCAUUAGUUCCGCUUCUCUAAUUUGGGAUGAUGGUGAACAUCAAGUGAGGAGCCCCAUAGUCGUUUAUGAUCAACGAGCCGAAAAAGUUAGAAAAGCUCCAUAUUUUAAUGUUCGUGCUGUUGUUAUUAUAGCUGUUGUCUUUGUAAUUAUAUUGAUUUUCAUUUUCAUUUUAGUUAAGUAUAGGCACUGGUGUUUAACAGCUUUGUAUCAAUUUUAUUUGUCCCGUAGGGCGAGCCCACAGCGUAGUCAGGGGGUUGAACUGCAACCCAUCAACGUUGUAAAUCCACAAUUAACAAUGUAAUCCAUAUUUUAUUUUGUUUGCACCCCUAAAUUUUG
Messenger RNA from Vicia villosa (hairy vetch), 2473 nucleotides. Its product is annotated as cucumisin-like. Gene Ontology annotation, molecular function: serine-type endopeptidase activity. Lineage: Eukaryota; Viridiplantae; Streptophyta; Magnoliopsida; Fabales; Fabaceae. The record is from RefSeq and is a predicted model, not a curated record. Gene Ontology annotation, biological process: proteolysis. The coding region runs from base 39 to 2438 and encodes 799 amino acids. The transcript has 10 exons.